Molecule: messenger RNA, 7735 nt
Organism: Coregonus clupeaformis (lake whitefish)
Lineage: Eukaryota; Metazoa; Chordata; Actinopteri; Salmoniformes; Salmonidae
Gene: casp8ap2
Product: caspase 8 associated protein 2
Exons: 10
Coding region: 530-6763 (2077 amino acids)
Biological process (GO): extrinsic apoptotic signaling pathway via death domain receptors; Fas signaling pathway
Cellular component (GO): PML body; mitochondrion
Molecular function (GO): transcription corepressor activity
Source: RefSeq, a predicted model, not a curated record
UGGAAGCGACAGGCAAUACUUUACUUGAUAUAGAUGCUUUUUGCUUUGGAAAAAUCUAAACAAAUCUAACUUGUAACACCUAGCUAUCUAAAAAAGACCCCCAAGAGCACAGAUAGAACAAGGACCUAGUUAUAAAUAUAUUUGCUGGAAGGUUCCAAUGAAAGAUUAUUCACAGUUUAAUGACAAAGUUUUCGACGUCAGAAGCUGUGGUUACGGAUUAGAAAGUGUUUUAUCAGAAAUAAUCUAGCUACAUUGGUUUUGGCUUUGUAUGAGUCUGGCCUAAGCAAUUGGCUGCUUUGAUAUGAUAAUUUUAUUUUUGAACGCUUGAUCGUACCGGAAGAGCCGCUGCGUCUGUCUUGCAGAGACCGCGGGAAAAUGUCGUUAUUUCCUGCUCCCUGAAGAAGGUUGUUGGCGCGACAGUGAUUGUAAACAGAUAAAGCAUAAUAACAUGCUAAACAACAUUCUUAGAAUCGAUUUUCAUAUGCUACUUCCAGGUACAUAUCUGAGCCAUUGAUUGAGCAUCAGGAGAAUGGAGGGGGAUUUGAUGGAUGAAGUGUAUGGUGACCUCAGCCAGGACCACCGUAAUACCACAGCAGCUUUCGAAGAAGAUUCUAUGGAUAUUUAUUCUGGUUUGGAAAGUCCAAAGAUGAAUUCAAAUGCAGAAAGGAACUACACACUCCUCUCACCGCAGAAUCUGAAAUCUAUGGAUUUAUAUGAAGAAAUCCUAACAGAGGAACAGCAGGAUAAAGAGUCUUCCUACAAUGAGUUGAGGACAAGAUUCAAUGCAGCACAAAGCCAAGUUGAUGAGUUAAUGAGAAGGUUGCAGCAGAUGGAAAAACAGAAUACAACGCUGAACACUGAGAACAGCCGUCUGAAGAAGAACAUCUGUGCACUCAUUAAAACAGCUAAAAGGGAGGUUGUGCGGAAGGACGAGGAGAUAAAUCGGUUGAGCCAAAGUUUCAGGCCAGGGAGGGGUCCUGUAGUUCACCAUCAAUCUCAGAUGAACUGCCUGAGAAAUCAAAUUCCAACCAGACAGAAUCCUAUGGGGCCGUCUCUACCAAGCGAACCACAAGUUCCAACCAGACUGAAUCCUACGGGGCCGUCUCUACCAAGCGAACCACAAGUUCCAACCAGACUGAAUCCUACGGGGCCGUCUCCACCAAGCCAACCACCGGGUCCUAGACAGGAUUGUGUUCGCCAGCUCCUCCGUAAAGACAGAGAUGUAGUCCACCCCCCUCUCCCUCCAACCCCCUCUGACGCAACAGUUUUCCGACCACCUCUUCCUGAUGCAACAGUUUUCCGACCACCUCUUCCUGAUGCAACAGUUCUCAAACCACCUCUUCCUGUCACUUCAAAGACCGCUAGAGGAGAUUCAGAAGCUCCAGUGAAAUACACAGAUUCUUCUGUUAGUAGUUCCAGCCAGGACUCUGUGAAUAGGCACCCUACACGUGAACUUGACCCGUCAGACGAGCCAAAACAAACCAAGCACAGAGAAGGCAGAGGUGAAGAUCCCAGGCUGUCCGAAUCAAAGGAGCAGCGAAAAUAUGACUCCAAGUCAAGCAGAAGCAGAUACCCUCAUCUCUCAGAUGUUGAGGUACACAAGAGAUCAGAGAGGGCUAAAAACCCAACCUCAGACAUUUUGCAUUGCACUGCUUCCUCUGACCGCACGUCUAAAGGAUUGUCUAAAGAUUGUGCAGACUAUCAAUCAAAAGGUACUAGUCGGCAUUAUAAGGAGCUCAGGCGUGAUAAGGAUGAUGAUGGGCAUAGUAGAAGUAUUAAAGACAUUUCCUUUAACAGAAAGCAUGCCUACUCGAAUCAAGCCAGUGUCACUGAACGAUCCAGUGAAUCUUUUAAUCGCAAGGGAGGGACAAGUCCUCAAAGGGACCAUCGAAGGAAAGAGGAGAGAAGAAGAGAGGAUGAGAUCAGAAAAGAAAAAAAUAGAUAUGGGGAAAAAUCAGGAGAAAGAAAAAGCACUUGUACAGAGAGAAGAAAGGAGCGUGAGCAAAAAAGAACAAAGGAACGUGACCGAUGCAGUACGGACGUCAGUAAGGACAAGACAAUGGACAACAGUAAAGUCGGGGGGCAAAAGACUGAUGAGAAGUCUGAAUUGCUUCCAUCUGAGGCUAAAGUGGCUGAGAAAAGCUCUGUAGAGAAAAACGGUCCAAACAGAAAGUUAAGUUUCAUGGAAACUCUGAAUCUCACCUUGUCACCAGUCAAAAAACCAAGACAGCCUGCUGAAACCAAGGAACAGGAGGGCGCGCCACCUGAGGAAGUUCCUGAAGACCAGUCAGUGGAAGACAGUGGACAGCCUGAUCUAGGGGAAUUAAUCGUCUUAGACGAAAUCAACAGUAGUGUGGGAGAGACCGAUGAGGUCUUUGAGGACCCAGUUGUACAGCCGUCUUCAGAAAUCCCAACGCCUUCAGAACCUGAAAGUAUAAACCGUAGACAUACAGACGAAGAGCCUUGUCAAGAUGCUGACAAAGGUCUGGCUGAAGCCACAGGGGCCAAAAAGCAACCGAAGUGCCAGUUAGAAGUGGAAGACACUACUGUCCAACAUGUCUCAGAAGGUAGGCCUGAGCUGCUGGAGGCCACAGUGGAUCAGAGGACUGAACCCACCACAGCAGAACCUCUCAGGAAGGAUUGUGUUUCAGCUCCAGACUGUGAUGUUGUUUCGAGAACUCCACUGAAAAGCAGACCUGAAGAAUGUGCCUCUGCAAAUAAAAUGGGGGAGUCUGAGGAUUUGACUGCUGCUGCUGUCGCUGCUACUACUGUUACUGGGAAUUGUGGAAACAAUUCAAAUACUGACACUGGACUAUCUUCUAAUGGAUUUACCCCUGAACAUUCAACUGAAAAUGUAGUUCUUAUUACUGACAAUUGUGUGUGUAAGUCAAACAGUGAAACUCUCAGUGCUUUGGUCUGUAAAAGUCAAGCUGUUGAAACUGUGACACAAGUUCCACCUGCUGCUGUCUGUGUGGGACAUCCUGCUGUUGAAGGUGGUCCAGGAAAAGAACAAUCGGAAUCUCUGCAAUUGCCAUUGCCUGCGUCUGUUAUUUCAAAUUCUAGUCUAGAUGUGACAGAGGAGGUGCAAGAUAUUUCCAAGGAUGCUGUUUCCAGUACGAUUAGCAUAGAGGUAAUUCCAGAGAUCUGCAUUACAUCUGAGGUCGUUACUGAUGUCACAGAGAUACCUCUGGAGUGUGAGAAAACUGUUGUGGAACAAAGUUCACCGUUGAGCAGCAUUGGAGUGUCUAAGGUGAGCAGCACAACAGGAGAGGUUGCACCAUCUGCACAGCACAACAGUGGUUUGGCACAGACACCAAAGAAGUCCCUAAAUUCUGAGCCAAGUUACACCGAGAAUGAAGACGCGAAUGUUGAGCCCUCUAGCUCCAUUCCAUUGGCCCAUGAUGAGGACUCGAUGAUGCUUACACUGAGCAGCCUAAGACGUAUUCCAGAUGCCAUCAGCCCACUCACAAGCCCAGUCCGCCCAAUGAGGAAAAGCCAGCAGCCGCCAUGUCACAGCAAACCUGCUUACGUCAAGAGUCUUCGCAAAGAGUUUACCCAUGCUGCUGGGGAUCCCAAUUCAAAGAAGUUGGAUGUGAAUAUGGGGAACAAGAAUCCUGGCUGCUCCAUUGCAAGUGCUGCACAACAAGAUGUGGAUCGGACUUCUGUCCGUUCUUCCAGCCCUGAGGAUGAAUUGGAAGAGGGUGAAAUUCUUAGUGAAGGGGAAGAAACUCCAGUCACGCCAAGUUCUCCAGCCAAGACGGUUAGCCCCACAAGCACUGUUAAAAGUCAACCAAGGCUCAAGUCAUCCACUAGACUUUCCAAGAGGCCGCCUGAAGAGAGAGGUGUAGUUUCACAGGGGAAUUCUAAACUCCUAAGUAAAACCUUGAUUUCACCAGUUGGAAGCCCCAUGUCAAAAGCCCGCUAUAAAACUGUUCAACCUCCGCUACCCAAAGAAGCCUUGUGUACUGUGGAGGAGGUUAUGGCCAUGUUUGCAAAGAUUCGCUAUGCGUGCAGAAAAAAGUACAUGAAGCUUUGUUCAACCUUCGCUAAGGAACGCUUCUGCGGUGUUAUGGACAUGUCCCUUGACUCUUUCACAGACUUUGUUGAUAGUGUUAGCUUUACUAAACUAUGCAGCCAAGAAGAUGACCUCAAAGUGAAAUUGAAGAACAACAUAGUGUCUGUUUUGAGUAGGUUAUCAAAUAAUGGUAUUGUCAACCGCAUCUUUGACCAGAAACCACUUAAAAUGAAGUCGAAACUGUGGGAAUUUGUGAAUGUGCAGUUAGACUACUUAUUCAAGGAAAUUCAGACUGUACUGAGAAAUGUUUGCAAAUCCUCAAAUGGAAACCAGUCUGCAGGAGAAGAAAAAAGGGACACAAGUCUCUCUAACGAGCCAGUGAAGUCCCCCAAGCAGCCAGUGAUGGCCCCCAAGCAGCCAGUGAUGGCCCCCAAGCAGCCAGUGAAGGCCCCCAAGCAGCCAGUGAAGGCCCCCAAGCAGCCAGUGAAGGCCCCCAAGCAGCCAGUGAAGGCCCCCAAGCAGCCAGUGAAGGCCCCCAAGCAGCCAGUGAUGUCCCCCAAGCAGCCAGUGAAGGCCCCCAAGCAGCCAGUGAUGUCAUCGGUGUCCACAGCCUCUGAACUUAAAAGACCUCAGGGAGCAGUACAACAAACAAAUUGUGUUUCCAGAACGUCUGUAACUAAAAGACCGCAAGAGGAAUUAACAGACUGUGUUGAACCCAACAUAAAAAGAACCAGGGCUCAGACUCUCGCCCCUUGCAAAACCGGUCUUGGAAGAGGCAAAAAUAUUAAAAUGUCCUUUGAAGAAGAUGAUAAGGAAUCAGAGCCUCAAACCUCAGAUCAUCCUCUCAUGCAACCUCCAAUGCAAACUCCUUUGCAACACGGGUUAGAGAUCCUACCAUCAAACAGCUCUUCAUCUGUUGAGAAAACUGCUGCCUAUGUUCGUUGGCUGUCUCAAAAUGGCUCACUCCAUGACAAGUCUGACUUCGAAAUACUCACAGAACAGCAAGCCUCCAACCUAACAUUCAACCUGGUGACAGACUCCCAGAUGGGAGAGAUCUUCAAGUGUCUCUUACAAGGGUCUGAUCUGCUAGAAACUAGUGUCUCAGCUGGGGACAAUCAUGGCUGGCCUCUUGGUACUCCUCGGAAAGAAGGAGAGCGUUUCCUAGGCGUUACAACCCCAAGCAAAGUUGGUACUCCCUCUAAAGUCAUCGCCACAUGGUCUUCUAUUUCACCUUGCAAGUUUUCCUCUCCAGAUUCAAAAGUCAAAAUUCCACUAAAUCCAGCUUUGUUGGAUGAGAGUUGUAUGUUAGAGGUGCCCUCCGGCCUACCAGAAAGCAGCAUAACACCACAGUCCAGUGUGUUUUCUCAGAGAUCCUAUUCCAUCUUGGCAGAAGAUCUGGCUCUCUCCCUCACAAUUCCUUCGCCUCUCAAGUCUGACAAUCACCUCAGCUUCUUGCACCCAGCCAGCGAGGAGCACAUGUCUGCUCCAGAUAGUGUAAUCAGUGCACACUUCAGUGAGGAUGCUCUUAUGGAUGGGGAAGAUGCUACAGAGCAGGACAUUCACCUUGCCCUGGACACAGACAACUCCAGCGGUGCGUCAAGCGGUGGUGGCAGGACCAGGGAGGCUUCUGUUAACCCCUUGUUUCACUUCAAGCCUCACUUGCCCAUGCAGGCAGUAGUGAUGGAGAAGUCAAAUGAUCAUUUCAUUGUGAGGAUACGGCAUGCAAACACCAGCCCAGGCAUCGACUCCAACAACUCAGGUGUCAACUUCUCCAACCUAGACAACAACUCCACCAGCCUAGGUGUCAACUCCACCAGCCUAGGUGUCAACUCCACCAGCCUAGGUGUCAACUCCACCAGCCUAGGUGUCAACUCCACCAGCCUAGUAGUUAAUUCUUUAAGCCCAGGCAUCAACUCCACCAACCCAGUGGUCAACCCCACAAGCCUAGGAAUUAAAUCAACAAGCCAAGGAGUCAACACUUCAAGCCCAGGCAGUGUCAACUCUAGCUACCCAGGAAAUAACUACACCAACCCAGGCAUAAACUCCACCUACCCAUGUGUCAACUCCACAAGCCCAGAAGUCAACUGCACCAACCCAGGCAUCUACCCCACAAGUGUAGACAUCAAUCCAAGGGCUGUCUCGAGCCCUCAAACACCACCAGGAGAAGAACAACAUGGCAAAGACAAAGAUUGGCCCCCAGAAAAAACACCUUCUAAAGCCCCUUUUUCAGAGGCCGGUCCUCCUUUCUACCUUUCCACAAGCACCGAAACAGCAUCUGCGGUAUCUUCACCAUGCCUCACCAUCAUAGAAGACACACCAGAGAGAGACCACAGCAAGGGUAAGACUGGGAAAAAGCGGACAAAGCACCAUGUGGAAAUGAAAGCAAAGCGGGCUAAAAUGGAGGUGAUCCCAGAGAAGACGAAGCAUAAAAAUAAGUCCUCAAAAAGUCCCAAAGGAAAGGGGACUAGAAGCUCCAAGAGGGAGAGAAGUAAAGUCACUACUCCACCCCAAUCUACCCCAUCACCCAACAGCCUGUCUGCCAAUAAUAUAAUCAUAAAAAAGGGUGAAGUGGUGGUGACUUGGACAAGGGAUGAAGACCGAGAUAUUCUCCUCGCGCUGAAAAUGAAAGGUGCCUCUCCAGAUACUUUCUCUGCCCUAUCGGAGAAGAUGAACAAGACACCUGCUCAGAUUACAGAGAGAUUUUCCCAGCUGAUGAAGCUUUUUCAGAAGAAGAAGAUGGCAAGCUGACUUUUCUGAAUCAACUUUAUUUUUAUUUUUUUUUUCAAUGAAGAUUUCAUGUACUAUGCUUUUUAUACUCAGAUGUUACAAGGUCAAGGUUAGAAUGUCCCAUUUGAUGAAUGAGCAGAAGCAGAUCAUCUGAAUUUGAUACCUGUAAUUGAUGGCCUUGGAACAUAUGAAGGCAAAGUCAAAACUAGAUCUCAAACUGAAAUGUUUUUUGUUAUUGUUGUUUUUGGGUGGUCAGCAAGGGUCAGAAUAUCCUUGAGGUAACAUCCACACAGGCUUCAAAAUACAAUAAAUCAUCUCCCCACAGCCUAAAUGAAUACAGUUUGUAUAAGCUGUUUUGGUAUGUCUACUGAUUUAGCAGAUUUAUAUGCACUGGUAUUUUUAUUUUUGUUGAGUAAAAUCUAAUCUACCAUAUUGAUCCUGGGCAAUAUCCCAUCUCAAUUUCACAACUCUUCAUAUGCCCUAGCAAGGUUAUACCAUAUGUGCAGUUAAACACUGCAAUCAUACAUUUACAUCUAAGUUAAUUAACACAUUUUAGCUGUAAAUGGUGAAUUGUCUAUAAUACUUUUAUGGAGCAUAGCCACUUGUGCUGCAUGUACUAAAGUUACCUUUUCUGCUUCAACUUCAUAAUCUGGGGGUGUUUGGAAAUAAAAAUUGGGACUAUAAUAUUUCAUGUCGUAAGGUCACAUAGUACAUUUUACUGUACAGUAUGUCAAGUAUUCUAUUUUGGAUAUAGGACUGACUUCAAGAUGGUCAGUGAAAUUAAUAAAUAAGCCACACGUUCCAUUUUAUGUAUGAUUCAAGGUGUUAUGUUUAUAGAAAUGAAGAAUUUUAAAGGGAACAUUUCUUGACUUAGAUUUUGGUUGGUUGAUUUUGGUUUUUGGAUGGUUGUGAAUGAGUGACUACCAGGUCAAGAAAUAUACACUGUGUAUAUUGUACAUAUUUUGGUUUUGUAAAUAAAGUUUAUUUAUUUAA